CAUAGGCUGUGUAUCGAGUUAAUAUUUAAAUAAACAGUAAUUGGUAGAUAUGAAUAUGCUGAGAUUAGGGAUGCACCGAUCAAUACUGAUAUCCAAUACCGGGCGCAUUCAAUUAAAUUACGCGCGUAAUACGCGAUGAGUCAGCAGCGCGCUGAUACACCCGAACACGCUGCUGAGAGCUAACGUAGCAUUAUUGGACUCUUUGGCAAGCAAGUUAUUAGAAGAAGCUAAAGUAUAUAAUGAACAAUUUAAGUUCUUUGAAGGAAGCUAGCUCGAUAUUCUCAGUACAGAUACCAUGGCAGAGGCUACGAAGAAACAGAAGAAGUUGUCAGAGGAAGCGAGGAAGAGAAAAAGAGAGUGACCGAGCAAACUACUUUACCGGUGUCGGGAAGAAGGCUGCAAAGUCAGUUUGGAUGACACGCAUUGACUCAUUCAGAUCGACCGCCACCGCAGAGAAGUGUGAUGAGGCUCUAGCCUCCUCUCUGCCCCACACGGCCUUCACCAGCUCAACUGUCUUCUCCAAUGGAUAUGCCCCUGGAUAUGCCAAGCUCAACAGGAGAGGAGGUGCUGGCGGAUGGUCACCUCUAGACAGUGACCAUUACCAGUGGCUACAGGUGGACCUGGGUUCCAGAAAGCAGGUCAGCGCCAUAGCAACGCAGGGUCGCUACAGCAGCUCUGAUUGGACAACACGAUACCGUCUCCUUUACAGCGACACAGGAAGGAACUGGAAACCAUAUCACCAAGAUGGCAACAUUUGGGCCUUCUCUGGAAACUCCAACUCGGAGAGUGCAGUUCGUCAUGAGCUGCAGCAGGGAAUCGUGGCACGCUUCCUGAGGCUCGUCCCACUGGACUGGAGUGAGGAAGGACGGAUUGGUCUGCGCAUUGAGGUCUAUGGCUGCUCUUACUGGGCGGGCGUGAUCAACUUUGAUGGACAGGGUAUAAUCUCAUAUCGUUUUAAGGUGAAGAAGAUGAAGAUCAUUAAAGAUGUGAUUGCACUGAGGUUCAAGACGUCAGAGAGCGAGGGUGUGAUUCUCCACGGAGAGGGCCAACAGGGAGACUACAUCACACUGGAGCUUCACAAGGCCAAGCUGCUGCUGCAGAUAAACCUUGGCAGUAAUCAGUACGGCUCUAUCCUGGGUCAUACGUCUGUGACCACCGGCAGCCUGUUGGAUGACAAUCAUUGGCACUCAGUGGUGAUUGAACGCUACCGUCGUAAUGUCAACUUCACCUUGGACAGACACACUCAGCACUUCAGGACCAAUGGAGAGUUUGACCACCUUGAUUUGGACUACGAGUUGAGUUUUGGGGGGAUGCCAUACAGUGGGAAGCCUGUGGGUGGAGGGCGGAAGAACUUUAAAGGCUGCAUGGAGAGCAUCAACUACAAUGGAGACAACAUUACAGACCUGGCUCGCCGAAAGAAGCUAGACACCUCCAGCUUUCGUAACCUAUCCUUCUCAUGCGUGGAGACCCACACCUUCCCGGCCUUUUUUAAUGCCACCAGCUUUCUGCAGCUGCCAGGUCGAGCCAAUCACAACACGGCGUCUGUGAGCUUCCAAUUUCGUACGUGGAACCCCGAUGGGCUCCUCCUCUUCAGUAAUCUUGAUGAUGGCACGCUGGAGAUCUCCCUCGAGGACAGCAAGGUUGUAGUUCAUAUCAACGUGACGGGGGCGACCAGCAACAACCGGGUAGACUUAUCGGCAGGUUCAGGCCUUAAUGAUGGCCAAUGGCACGCAGUACGUUUGGUCGCCAAGGACAACUUCGCCAUGUUGACAAUAGAUGGCGAGGAGGCAUCUGCCGUGCGCUCCACCUCACCUCUCACCAUCACGACAGGAGGAACCUAUCACUUGGGAGGGUACUUUCUCCAGACUCUGUUCCCACCAUCCCAGCGUUCCUUCCAGGGCUGCAUGCAGGCAAUCUUGGUGGACGACCAACCAGCUGAUUUGCUUGCAGUGGAAAAAGGCACUAUGGGAGCUUUUGAGAAUGUCAGCCUAGACAUGUGUGCAAUCAUAGACAGGUGCAUGCCUAAUCACUGUGAACACGGCGGGCGGUGUAAACAGACAUGGGAGAGUUUUAGCUGUACCUGUGAUGGAACAGGAUACACUGGAGCCACCUGCCACACUUCUAUCUAUGAGCCAUCCUGUGAGGCUUAUAAGCAUUUGGGCAGGUCCUCUGACACCUACUGGAUCGACCCUGACGGCAGCGGAUCCCUUGGCCCAUUCAAAGUCAACUGUAACAUGACAGAGGACAAAGUGUGGACAACAGUCAUGAACAACCUGCCACCCAAAACUGCAGUGACUGGUUCCAGUAGAGAGAAGCGCACAGUCUUACAGGUCAACUACAGUGCCUCUAUGGACCAGGUGACAGCCAUCACCACCAGUGCAGAAUACUGUGAGCAGCAAAUCGCCUACAGCUGUCGCAUGUCCAGACUGCUCAACACUCCAGAUGGGACCCCUUACACGUGGUGGGUCGGUCGCGGCAGCGAGAAGCACUUCUACUGGGGAGGCUCAGGGCCUGGCAUCCAGAAAUGCGCCUGUGGCAUCGACAGGAACUGCACCGACCCAAAGUACGACUGCAACUGUGAUGCAGACCACAAACAAUGGAGAGAAGAUUCGGGUCUGUUGGUCUACAAGGAACACCUGCCAGUCAGCCAGGUUGCCGUGGGUGACACCAACAGGUCAGGCUCUGAGGCCAAGCUCACUGUUGGACCACUUCGUUGCCAAGGAGAUGACAACUACUGGAACGCCGCAUCAUUCACCACCCCAUCAUCCUACCUGCACUUUGCCACCUUCCAGGGUGAGACCAGCGCCGACAUCUCCUUCUAUUUCAAGACCAGUGCACCCUAUGGCGUCUUCCUGGAAAACCUGGGCAACACUGACUUCAUUCGCUUGGAGCUCAAAUCUCCUAAAGUAGUCUCCUUCUCCUUUGACGUUGGAAACGGACCUGUGGAGUUAACAGUACAUUCCGCCACACCCCUCAAUGACGACCAAUGGCAUCGCGUGAUGGCCGAGCGAAAUGUCAAAGAGGCAGUCCUUCAGUUAGAUCAGACACAUCGGGCAUCUCGGCUUGCUCCGGCACAGGGGCACACACGGCUAGAGCUGUUCAGCCAGCUCUACGUGGGUGCUGCAGGAGGGCAGAGGGGGUUCCUAGGCUGUAUCCGAGCUCUGCGGAUGAACGGCAUCACCCUCGACCUGGAAGAGAGGGCCAAGGUCACGCCUGGGGUCAAGCCCGGAUGCCAAGGGCACUGUACCAGUUUUGGGAUGUACUGCCGGAACGGAGGGAAGUGUGUGGAGAAGUACAACGGCUACUUGUGUGACUGCAGCCACACUGCCUAUGACGGCCCGUUCUGCACCAGAGAUGUUGGGGGUUUCUUUGAGGCAGGAACGCUGGUCAAGUACAAUUUCAUGCCCGAAGCAGUUGCAGGAGCCAGUCGGGACACAAAGAUCCUGACGCACCAGCUGACGCCACAUGAAGUGAACCUGACAAAGGAGGAAGUGGCCUUUAGUUUCAGCACAUCCAAUGCUCCAGCUAUUCUGAUGUAUGUCAGCUCCAAGACGCAGGACUAUCUGGCUGUGGUUUUAAGGCAAAAUGGUUCACUACAAGUGCGGUAUGACCUGGGAGGUCUGAAGGAGCCAUUUGCUAUAGAUGUGGACCAGCGUAACCUGGCCAACGGACAGCCACAUAGCAUUAACAUGUCCCGUGUCGACAGAAGCAUCACCAUCCAGUUGGAUCAUUACCCUCCAGUCAGCUACACCCUACCGGACGCCUCAGACACACAGUUCAACCUCGUCAAGACGCUGUUCUUGGGCAAAGUCUUUGAAACUGGACACAUAGACCCGGUCCUCAUCGAGCGGUACAACACCCCAGGCUUCGUAGGGUGUCUGUCGCGGGUACAGUUCAACGGAGUCGCCCCCCUCAAGACUGCGCUGAGAACCGCCACACAGGCCCAGGCCACACCUACAGCCGGUCAGCCAGACAGAAAACCUGCAGCCGCCUCGCCGGUGUCUUACCAGGGCAAACUGUUGGAGUCCAACUGUGGUGCGUCACCUCUAACCAUCCCACCAAUGUCUGCCGCAACAGACCCCUGGCGUCUGGACAACACAGAUGCAGAGUUCCCCUUCAAUGAGGAGAGAGUGAUUCCUGAUGGAGUCAACAGAGACUCAGCGAUCAUUGGAGGAAUCAUCGCCGUAGUGAUCUUCACCAUCUUAUGUACUCUGGUGUUCCUGAUCCGCUACAUGUUCCGCCACAAAGGCACCUACCACACCAACGAGGCCAAGGGCAGCGGGGAGUCGGCCGGGGAGUCGGCGGACACGGCCAUCAUCGGCACCGACAACCCCGAAACCAUCGACGAAUCAAAGAAGGAGUGGUUCAUCUAACAGCCAAUUACAGGACUUUGAGAGAAGAAGGGAUGCGUCAGACCACCAGUUGCCACAGAGACGGAGGAGGUUUAAUUCAAUGACCAAUCACAGGGAGAGAUGAAGGAAAGGCCAUUCAAUAGGACUAUAAUCUCCCAGAGAGGGCGGUGAUGUGGGAAAGACGUGUACAGAAAUGUUUUCUGUUUAUUUGUUUGUUUGUUUUGUUUUUUUUAUAUAUCCAGAGUAUUAGAAAAAGAAGAGGGACAGUUAUGCAGCGGAGCACGGCUGUAAGAGACUGUACAUGUAUAUACUAGCCGGCUUGUCCUUCUUUGUAUCGUGCUUGGGAGUUUUCAGGAGUUCUUUGAAUACUGUAUAUGACCAAUAAUUAUACGUACUGGAUCGUGUGAUAGCACAGAUUUAUUGCCAGUCUCUGUUACAUUUUGAUUUUAUUUUUUAACAAAAGUCUUAUAUCAAAAAUGAUCAAAUCAACAUGCCAAACCCCUUUUUUUUUUUUUUUUUAUUUAUCAGGCUGCUGUUGGCACCAGUCUGUCAAAACUCAUAUCCGUCAAAUGACAUGCCACCUAUAAUGUGGCAAUAUAGAGUUGAAUAUGGAUGCCAAAAGUCACUUUGUAAAUACAAUGUUUUGUGUUUUUUUUUUCUUUUUUCUAAAAAGAUUUAUUCAGAAUCCAAAACAUAAACAUUAAUGAGAAAUGUCAGAUCUAUAUUACAGUAAAAUCAUGCGUCUGUCCAUUACAUUAUAUAUGUAUGAAUUAUAGAGUUUUAUGUUUAAAUCUCAUGACGUUCGAUUGUAUGGGACAUUCCUUUCUGAGGAAGGGCGGAUAGGGGAUUCUCAGAGCAUGAUGGGAAAUCAUGACACUCCAUGGUUGGUUCAGCACGGCAGCUUUCUUUUCAUUUGGAAAGGGUGAAACCGAAAGCUUUUACUCAUUCAGACUUGAGCAGACAGUUUGUUUCUUUGCCAAACACGUGAGUCUUACAUCAUUACACGACCGGCUCCGAUUUUUGCAUUAAAUGUUUGACUUUGAGUUGAAGGAAUUUACUCAAUAUUUUUACAUCUUAGACUGACGUUGGGCUGUGGUUUCCACUGUGUGUGCAUGCAUCUGUGCGUUUAUGUGUAGCUCAGAUGAAUAGGAUUUGUUACAUUGGACAAAAAGUGUGCUAGAAAAAACAGAUCGAACAACUUGCCUGACACUGAAUGAGUUGUAUUGAUGCACUAAACUUCAUGCAUUACGAGGUCGAAGCACCAUAAAACAAAAAGAAAUCGGUGACACCUAAUAUUUGUUCAAGAUCUGGGAGAGGUUAAGAUGAUAAUUGGCUUACUAAUCCGAUGUGCCUUCAAGAUGUUGAGCCAUGUCGCCUUGCCCAGAACUACUUAACACAAACUUACAAAAACUUGACUGCUGCUGCAAGAAUUCUCAAGAGUUUUCAGCUGUUUUUGCAAUCCCUGAGUCGAGAGGUGCUGUGUUCAAUUAUCCAUGAAUCUCAGUCAAAGUUUGAUUAGGAAUUCAGAAUGAAAACAUCCGCCGAACUUUUCUCAAAUCCUAAACAAGUCUGACUUUUUCCAGCACAUCCAUGUAGGUUCCUACGCAGCAAGAACAGCUACAUUGAUGUAUAGGAGAGCCGCACGCUAUACAAUACACAAGAGGUUUACACCUAUGCUCUGUGACGCACAUACGCAAGCAUGCAUGUUUGACAGAGCAUGAGUCAAGGCUGUUCAUUCACUUAGAAGAAUAGCGUGUUGAGAAUGAGGAGGCUGCUGCUUUGCCAUCGCUGAAUUGAGCUUCACUCUUAACAGUGCCACCGUUUUCCAGCAUCAUUCAAAAGAUGUACAAUGUAUAUUUUCUAACCAUGUUGUUUUUCCUGUCCUUGUUGCUCACGUUUACCUUACCACAGCAUUUAUAGAACAGUGUGUCACAGUUGAAAGCGGCUGCCAACUUUGUUAUUUCAUUGUGAAUUUUACUUUUUUGUGUGUGUUUGUCUGUUUUAUUAAACUGCCGCAAUGGCACCUUAUUACAUGCAAGCUUUUGUACAUCAUCGUCGCCUCAUGGUUGAGUAAUAACUGUGGAUCACUUUAUCACUGACAUUAGGACAGCUGAACUCAGCCUGCCUUCUACUGCAGCCUCAAAGAAGACUUCCUCCGUCCACACAUCACAUCCAUGAAGGCAAACGAGUGACUUUCCUUAUUUUUUAAUCAUUAUAUUACUCAGACUAUACAUAAACACGCACACGCCCCUGACACCUGGUUUGAUCAUAGCAACAAUUAUCAACUCCAACAGACAGAAUCAUAACCCAUGUGUUUGCUUUCAGUUCUAUUGAGUUCAAUAAAGAGUGUUUGAUCUUUAA
This is a messenger RNA of Micropterus dolomieu (smallmouth bass), 6713 nucleotides long. RefSeq names its product contactin associated protein 2a (gene cntnap2a). The record is from RefSeq and is a predicted model, not a curated record. The transcript is spliced from 27 exons. The coding region runs from base 240 to 4373 and encodes 1377 amino acids. Lineage: Eukaryota; Metazoa; Chordata; Actinopteri; Centrarchiformes; Centrarchidae.